Dalotia coriaria is the source of this 2145-nucleotide messenger RNA. RefSeq names its product 6-phosphofructo-2-kinase/fructose-2,6-biphosphatase (gene Pfrx). Gene Ontology annotation, molecular function: 6-phosphofructo-2-kinase activity; ATP binding; fructose-2,6-bisphosphate 2-phosphatase activity. The record is from RefSeq and is a predicted model, not a curated record. The coding region runs from base 451 to 1860 and encodes 469 amino acids. Lineage: Eukaryota; Metazoa; Arthropoda; Insecta; Coleoptera; Staphylinidae. The transcript is spliced from 7 exons. Gene Ontology annotation, biological process: fructose 2,6-bisphosphate metabolic process; fructose metabolic process. Gene Ontology annotation, cellular component: cytosol.
GUGGUGUGCGUGAUCGGUGUAUUCAGGUGCGCUACUGGAUUCACAACGCGAAAGGUUAUCGAUUCCGGGGUCCGGUUUUCGUACGUUUCCAUUAACUCUCAACUGCAUAACCUUGCUUCUAUUCGCCUAUACCACGAGGCAGCGCAACGCAAACAAAAGUAUCGGUUGUAAUUUUUUUGCGGCGAGAAACAGUGGCCGCUUUUUAAACGCAAACAUUUUUUGUCAGCGUAUUUUGCGGCGCGCUCACGUGAACACCGCCCGCGUUGUCAUCGUGUGUCACGUGCGCACCGCGCUCGAAACGGGAAUCUUGUCGGCCCACCGAAAACGUGUCCGAUUCGCGUGACGCUUUACAAUGUGUAACUAAACACACAAGUACUAUUUAUCGACAUUAGUGCGCGAAUCAUUUGAUAUUAUCUGAGAGUGGUACGUGCUUGUACUUUUUGUUUUAUCAUGGAAGAAGAGCCGAUGAAGGAAAUACUGCGCAGGUCAUCCGGAUGGAAGUUUUUGAAUAAAGAAACUUUUGAAGUUGGGGAACGUGCUAAUUAUGUCAACAGUCCGCAUGUUAUUGCAAUGGUUGGUUUGCCAGCCAGAGGCAAAACUUACAUCUCAAAGAAACUAUCCAGAUAUCUAAACUGGAUUGGCAUCAAUACAAGAGUGUUCAAUUUGGGUGAAUAUAGAAGACAUGCAACCUCCGCAUAUAAGAGUCAUGAGUUCUUCAGGCAGGAUAAUACUGAAGCGAUGGCGAUUCGUGCACAAUGCGCUGUGGAAGCUCUGCAAGAUGUCUGCCAAUGGCUGGAAAAUGGCGGUGAAGUGGCUGUGUUCGACGCGACUAACUCGACGAUGGAUAGACGUAAAGUUAUCCAUGAUAUUGUCGUGGAAAAGAUGGGUUUUAAGCUCUUUUUCGUGGAGAGCGUCUGUGAUGAUCCGAGCAUCAUCGAGCAAAACAUCAUGGAGGUGAAGGUCAGCAGCCCUGACUACACGAAUAUGAACAAGGAUGCUGCCUUGGCCGACUUUGUCAAGCGCAUUGAGCAUUAUCAGGAGCGUUAUCAGCCCCUUGAUGAAGUGCAAGAGAAAAAGGUGUCGUUUAUGAAGAUUUACAAUACUGGAGAGAAGUGCGUUGUGCACAAACACGAAGGGCACGUGCAAGCGAGGAUUGUUUAUUACUUGAUGAAUAUUCAUAUUACACCGAGGACUAUUUAUUUGACAAGACAUGGUGAAUCUGAGCAAAAUCUUCUUGGAAGAAUCGGCGGUGAUUCAAAUCUGAGCAGUAGAGGCUUUUUAUACGCGAAUGCUCUAUCAAAGUAUAUCAAGGAGCAGACGAUUGAAGGACUUCGAGUGUGGACUUCGUGGUUAAAGAGGACUAUUCAAACUGUUCAGGGUGUAACAGCACCACAAGAACGUUGGAAGGCUUUGAAUGAAAUAGAUGCUGGCAUCUGUGAGGAAAUGACAUAUGAAGAAAUCAAUGAGAAAUAUCCAGAAGACUUCAAAGCGCGUGAUCAAAACAAAUUCGCGUAUCGCUAUCCGCGUGGCGAGAGCUAUGAGGAUUUAGUCGCGCGGUUAGAACCGGUGAUAAUGGAACUUGAACGUCAAGGAAAUGUCUUGGUGGUUUCACAUCAAGCUGUUAUCCGUUGUCUAUUGGCGUACUUUUUAGAUAAAUCUGCUGACGAAUUGCCUUAUUUACGAGUGCCUUUGCAUACAAUCAUCAAGUUAACACCGGUUGCCUAUGGUUGUCGUGUGGAACACAUCAAACUGCCAAUCGAAGCCGUUGAUACCCACAGAUCGAAACCGAAGGUCCCCGGCGAAUUGGAGGAUAAGUUCUUAUCGGCAAACAUAUUAAAGUAUCAGAACGGCUAUAACUGAAAAGUGUAUAGAAUGGAUCUUUUUAUACAACCUCAUAUUCUCUCUCUAUGUAACUGCUUGCGUCCAGCGUAUAUGUACACGUGACUGAAGAGUAAACUAUACAGGGUGUACCGAUAACCGACCAGAAUUUUAUAAGUGAUUAUACACAAAUUAUUAUGAUAGGUAACGAUUUAUAAAUACUUUUUAUUAAGUUAUAAGCAACAAAGUGUCGAUAACAUACAUUGUGACUAUAUAUUUUAUGUAAUUUUAUCUAGUUUAGUGAAUAUAUAUAUUCGUUUACAAGAA